CUCUCUAACUUUUCUUCAAACUCAUAGUUCCUGAAAUUCCUUUCUCCUUUCCUAGGACACAAAAAGAGAGAGAGAGAGAGAAAGAGAUGGCCUUGAGAUGGCUUCUUCACUCCGCAUGUCAUGUUUUAGGGUAUCCGAACAAUGAGGCAAGUUACAGGCAGGGUAGCCAUGUCUUAGGGUACCCUAAUGAACAACAUGCUAAUGGAGUCAUGAAAAGCGGAAAGCCCAUCGCAGAGAUGGAGGUUAAGAUGGAAACAUACCCUUCAGGAGGGUUCCAGUUGCCUCUUCAUUACCCUCGAUACACCAAGACUGACUACCAGAAGAUGGAAGAAUGGAGGGUGGACAUGCUUCUUAGAGAAUAUGGGCUCAGCAUUAAGGGCACCCUUGAAGAGAAGAGAGCAUUUGCAAUGGGGACAUUCUUGUGGCCUGAUCAAUAUUGAUCAGCUAAUAUCAUUUGGCUUUAUACCUACAAUAAGUCCGUCCCUUUUCUGUGUUCCUACUAUAGGUCCCUCGAUCUUGGGUAAAUCAUGCAUAUAUGGCUCAGCCUAAGACGUCUCCUCAUCAAGAGUUAUUAUAUGUAUGGGAUUUCUUCUGAGUGGAGACCAAGAAUAAUCUAAAUAUUAUGUACUUAGAAAUGUUGAUUUACGUGUAAUCAUUUUGCUGUCUCUUAACUUUCUUGCACGGGUUAAUCAAAUUUUGUUCAUGUGUGACAGAUUCAACUCCUUCCUAAAGAGAAAUCGUUGGUCCCUUCAUUGUCAA
Messenger RNA from Ricinus communis (castor bean), 759 nucleotides. RefSeq lists its product as uncharacterized. Bases 87 to 440 code for a protein of 117 amino acids. NCBI's taxonomy places the organism in Eukaryota, Viridiplantae, Streptophyta, Magnoliopsida, Malpighiales, Euphorbiaceae. The record is from RefSeq and is a predicted model, not a curated record. The transcript has a single exon.